CCAUGCCUCCAUCCUUGCGUGUAUAAAUUCCCCACUCCCUUUCAAACACCCGCUGAAACAUCAUCAACUCCCUUUCAAACACCUGAAACAUUUAUCUGUAGACUUUCUGAUAAACUUGUGAACCAUUUUCUUUCCUAUUUCUUAUUUUUUUUGAUAUCACAAGUUAUGUCUUUCGUACCCACAACCAAACAAUCUACCACAGACUUUUAUUCUCAAAUUUCAUGGAGAGAUUUCUCUCCUGUAUUUGAUCAAAACCAUCUUCCAAUUUGUUGGGCUGUGGUGGCUGCUGAUACCGUUGUAGGGCUGGCUAAUGCCCAGGGAUUAAGCGUUGAAGACCAUCCGAAUGUCCCUCCUCUGUCAGUCCAACAAAUAUUGGAUAACAUGCCAUUUUAUAAUGCUAACUAUCUUCGGCAUAGAAGAGAGGAAGCCGGAUAUCUCGGUCACGUGCCCGGUGCGUAUGCAUACAUCAAAGAUUUUGGUUUGCAUACCGCUACGGCAUAUCCUUACCAACGCAUGACCGGGUAUCAAGCAACAGCUGAGGGCCAUACCCAUAUGCUUACUAAUGGGUUUCGAAACAAAUACGCAGCUCGUGCGUUGGAGAGAGUUUCCAUUGAGUCGUUUUCAAGCUAUGCUGCCAAUGAUUACGAAACAAAUGUUUUCGUGGGUUCGGUAGUAAAACAACUGAAGAAGCAACCACUAGGCGCUGGAAUCUAUGUAUCCUCCCAUUUUGAUAGAUUCAAAGGAAAUGGCAUUUUUGAAGAUAUAGCUGAUGUACCUGAUACAUCAAAAUAUGGUCAUGCUGUUGUGCUCACCGGAUUUGGCCAUGAAAGCGGAGGGCGGGAAAGAAUGUUUUGGGAAAUUAAAAAUUCGUACGGACUCGAGUUUGGUGAUGGUGGAUAUGCGAAAAUACCCGUAGAGGCUAUCAAAUAUGUUUGGCACCCUAAUGAAGCAAAUAUAAAGAAGAAAUAGUUGGCUGCAUUGGCAUUGUCUGGUUUGUUGUUCAUGUCCGAGUUCAGUGGCUGAUUCAAGAUUGCAGAUUGGAUUCCGAUGGAUGGUGUCAGGUGGGAGAUUGUUUGGGUUUUUGGGCUGGUUGUUGGUAUAAGGCAAGGCUUAUGUGUGUUGGAUUUAUUAUUAUUAAUCUAAACUGUGUUAGAUAAAGUGUUAUUUAUUUAUUUAGUUUGAAUCUGUAUUGACACCAGUGCAUGACUGAGUCACGUAGGUGAGGAGAGUUUUUAGGAAGUUGUAGUGAAAUAAGUGUAGUGUUUGCAGUAGUGUAGGAAGCAGUUGUUUAGUUCCUAGUUUUCUGGCACCACUUUAGGUGGGUAAUUUCCUUAUCUUUGCAUGUAAUCGUUAGUGAGAAGUUAUGAGAAAUCAUACAGAAGCAUAUGUGCUGUGUUUGCUGGUUGGUUCGAGAAGGUGCAAUGUCUGUGAUAGAUUUGCAGAGGUGGUAGUUGGGGGUUUGGAAGUGUGGCUUACUCAUGUUUUAUUCUACCUGCAUUGUUGUUUCGACUGGGUUUGGUGGAAGGAGGUUUCUCUUUCCUGGUGCGAGAUGGAGUUGGUUUGUCACUGUUUCAAAGAGGGUUGGUCCAGGACCUAGCAGCAGCGAUUUCCUGGGUUUGUCAUGACGUUUUUUUGUUUAGUUGUGUUGAGUUGUUGGGUUGGAUUUUCCUAGUGUUUUCUUGUUGUUCUUUGUUGAACUCUAAAUUGUUAAUUUAUAUAUUGUUUUAUGAUUUCCAUGUUA
This is a messenger RNA of Daucus carota subsp. sativus, 1741 nucleotides long. Its product is annotated as ananain. The coding region runs from base 166 to 969 and encodes 267 amino acids. The transcript is spliced from 2 exons. Gene Ontology annotation, molecular function: cysteine-type endopeptidase activity. Gene Ontology annotation, cellular component: lysosome. The record is from RefSeq and is a predicted model, not a curated record. NCBI's taxonomy places the organism in Eukaryota, Viridiplantae, Streptophyta, Magnoliopsida, Apiales, Apiaceae.